UCAACGUCAAUGAAGGACGACCAUUAAAUUACUCAACUUUUGCCAUUACAUGUUCCACUACACAUACAGAUCUGUGACUUCCCUUCUUCCAUUGUGAGAAGAAAGAGAUAAACAAAUGGAGACGAAGAGCGAUGAGAAGCUAAGUAUCAUCGAACUACUAAAACGAGCUGCGCAGCUACUCUUUGGUAACAUCAAUCUCGCUCUCUUCCUCUUCUUCUGCUCCCUCCCACUGUUUUGUUUCUUGAUCUUCUUCGAGCUCUCCCUCCAAACUACUGUCUCACUCGCUUCCACAUACCUCUCCAAACUAGUCAAUUCUGAGGAAGACUUAUCGGAGAAUGAUCUUAUUCCAUGGUUGGUGCAGACAUCUCUACUCUACUUCUUUCCCUACACUAUUAUCGACCUCCUUACCACCACCACGAUCGUUGCAGCAUCUUCGAUUUCUUACAUUAGUAUGGUUGUUUCGGUCUUAGAGGAGGAAGAAGAUGGUAAAGGCAUCUAUGGAAGCAGUGCUUUGUCUCUUUCAGCUUGGUACUUAAGAGGACAAGAGAAGCGUGACCUAUGGAUGAUGCUGAUGUUCUUGGUCGGCGCUCUUGUGACGAGGAUGCCAUGUUUAUACUACAAAUGCAGUGAAAGUCUGAGUGGGAAUGGAGUGUUGUACACUGGUCUCUAUGUAGGUUUGAUUUGUGUUGGGAAUGUGGUUAAAUGGGUGUCUUGUGUUGUUUGUUACCAUGAUUGUAACACAAGGGUUUUGAGGAAGAAGGGUGAUGUGGAGAUUGGAUCAAAAGCCAAGGCUUUUGCUACAUAGAGAAAUUGUUUGUGACCAAAUCUUUAACAAUUUCUCUAUCACCAAUAGCUUUUGCCCUAUACUUUAAAUAACAAAUUGAAGUUUUUUAUA
This is a messenger RNA of Arabidopsis lyrata subsp. lyrata, 895 nucleotides long. RefSeq lists its product as uncharacterized. The transcript has a single exon. Lineage: Eukaryota; Viridiplantae; Streptophyta; Magnoliopsida; Brassicales; Brassicaceae. Bases 116 to 805 code for a protein of 229 amino acids. The record is from RefSeq and is a predicted model, not a curated record.